AUGGAGUUCGCAGGGACAAAACGAAGAUCCAUAAGGAAACUGCAAAACGAACCCAAGGAAUCAUCAAAAGCCCAGAAAGAUGCCAAACCUGAUAAUAUUGCUGCAAACAGUUCACUGUUCUGCCUGGGUUCUCCAUCAACACUCGCGAGGAGCAGCAAAGGGAGCCCGCGAUUUGGUGGUAAUGGAGAUGCUCCCAGGUCUCCUUCUGCUGAAGUUAGUCGUCGUUCUACAUACACAAAUUGGAAGUCCUCCCUCGAAAACGAGUGCCCCAAACCAUCAAUUCCGAUUAACGAGCUGAACAUAAGCUACAGAGAGAGCCUGACAAGAUUCAUGGAAGGCUUAGGACCGACAGCGAUAAGGGUUGCCAACAGGAAACUACAAGCUCUCGAGGCGAACAAUGCCCCAGUAAUCCAGACACCAUCAUUUCAAGUUCCAACAGCCUAUGCCACAUUCCAAAUGCCCUCCAUUUCUUCAGCUGCCCCGGCCUCUGAUCAGACCCUGCCUGAUUCGCUAACCGGAUUUGGCCCUCCCAUGAAUCUGCCCAUCAUUGCAGAAGAGGCCAACAAGCAGAAAAGCUCGAACAAGACUGCCCCGGGAUCAGUUGUGCAGUACAAGAGGAACACCAGAAAAGCGUCUGAAGCAGAGAAGAGAGCUCAAAAUCGAGGUAAAAUUUGUGAAAAGCAGCCCGAAGAUGCAGCAUCCAAGAAGAUGAGCAGCAAUUCUAAGCAGCAGCCUGCAGGGUCAUCAGUGAUAGUGGACACCAGAAAACCAGAUGACAGCAAAUUCCGCCCAAUCGUCUUGGCUCUCGAGCAAUCCUCCCAUGCCAAUCCACCCCCCGAGCUGAAGACGAGGAACAGGAGAAGUACUAAUAGUAAUAAUCCAUCAACAUUCCCCCCGAAAUCUCACAACAAGUCCACCCCCGCCACGCCUUCCUGCAAGGCAGAUAAAGGCGGCAGCAGCAGCAAGGCCGCCCUGCAGCCGCCUCCUGAAACACAGCCAACGCCGCCAAGCCUUCCAUUGCUCUCGGGCUCGGCCUUCAUGUUCAAUAUGCCAUUCCUGAAAGCACAGCUAAACCAGAUGAAUAAUCCAUCUGGAUCUGCUGCUGCUCACACAUGGGACACAACACCCAGAAUUGCUCCCACAGAUUAUCUCAGGUUUGGUAGUGUGAGUUCUAGUGCUCUGAACCUUGCCCCCCACCUAGAUGAACAUCAACAAAUCCCACCACCACCAAGGCCUUGCCUUUACGGUAACAAUACUACUGCUAACAAUGCUCAAUCAUCUUCCUGGCAGUCCUUGGACCCUCCAUUAGACUCUGAUUUGUCCCUUCACCUAUAUAAGUAAAUUGCAUUUUGCAUGCUAUGAAU
Messenger RNA from Ipomoea nil (Japanese morning glory), 1364 nucleotides. RefSeq lists its product as uncharacterized. Bases 1 to 1341 code for a protein of 446 amino acids. The transcript has 3 exons. The record is from RefSeq and is a predicted model, not a curated record. NCBI's taxonomy places the organism in Eukaryota, Viridiplantae, Streptophyta, Magnoliopsida, Solanales, Convolvulaceae.